Drosophila albomicans is the source of this 1325-nucleotide messenger RNA. RefSeq names its product carboxypeptidase N subunit 2. The transcript has a single exon. The record is from RefSeq and is a predicted model, not a curated record. NCBI's taxonomy places the organism in Eukaryota, Metazoa, Arthropoda, Insecta, Diptera, Drosophilidae. Bases 63 to 1298 code for a protein of 411 amino acids. Gene Ontology annotation, molecular function: protein binding.
AUAAAAAGGCUGAUCUAACCGGUGACACAUUUUAGUUGCGGAAGCUUUAGUCAACGGUUGAGAUGUCAUCAGCGAUGUGCUGUUAUUUGUAUUUGUAUCUGCUAUGGAUGUGGCUUAUGAUGGGGCUCAACAGCUGUGAGUCGACAGUGAAAAACGCAGCACCCAAACAAGUGUCAGUGUCUCGCCUCGAAUGUAAUGAAAAUCUGUGCACCGAAUUGAACUAUCCACUCGACUCGCAAGUGGCAUAUUUUUCAAAUGAAAUCGGCAAAACACUGGGCAAUUAUACGUCGCUGGUGUUACAUAAUUCCCAGUUGACUCAUUUGCCGUUGAAUGUAUUCCAAACUCUCAAGCAAUUGGAAACUCUCGAUGUUUAUGGCUGCGAGGUACAGCAUGUAACGCGGGAAUGUUUUCGUUCAGCUGGCAAACUCAAGAAAUUGCAACUGGGUGGCAAUUUGAUAAGCAAACUCGAUGGCGACACAUUUGCACUGGCGACGCAGCUCGAGGAAUUGGAGUUGGCCGACAAUGAGCUGCAGGAAUUGCCAGCGAAAUUAUUCUCUGGCCUGCGGCAACUGAGGAAAUUAUUGUUGCAAGGUAAUCGCUUGAAAGUGCUGCCAACGGAUGCAUUUGUGCAGUUGCAACACUUGCAACAUCUCAACGUCGACUACAAUCAAUUGACAAAGUUGCCGGCGGGCUUGUGUGGCAAACAAGAGGAGUUGCAGGACUUCUCGGCACGUGGCAAUCAACUGCAGCAAGUUGCAGGCGAUGCAUUCGCAACUGUGCAACGUCUCUGCCUCUCUGACAAUCCCCAGCUCCACACUUUGCACCUCAAGGGUAAAGUGCGUCAGUUGGAGGCAAACAAUUGCAAUUUAAAGAGUCUCAAACUCGAUCAAGCUCAGCAGCUUGAGCAAUUACAGUUGAGUAAUUCGAAGCUGCGCAACUUCGACUUUCUGCGCAGUGCACAAAAUUUACUCGAGCUGGAUUUGUCGGGGGUGGAGAAGUUGCCGGUGUUGCCGAAUCCCUGGCCAGCCAAGCUGGUGGAACGUUUGAGCAUUUCACGUGAUAAUCCUGGCGAUUGGACCGAUAAAAUUAUAUCACAAAUGCCGCAGCUGAAGUAUUUGGAUGUUUUACGCAACGGGGAACGUGAGAUUUUCCUCAUUGAUGACGAUGAUGAUAACGUUGAGCAGUUGGAUGAUAACGAUUGGCUGUGUGAUAAGCAGACGGGAGAGUGUCCAACUGUCGAAGUGGGUGAAGCCGAUGAAUUGUUAUGGACUGGAGAUGGGUUCGAGACGAUAUCAUAGACAUGAUUUGACAAAUAAAUGUUGUUA